This is a messenger RNA of Clonostachys rhizophaga, 1230 nucleotides long. The record is from the annotation of a GenBank genome assembly. Lineage: Eukaryota; Fungi; Ascomycota; Sordariomycetes; Hypocreales; Bionectriaceae.
AUGUUUGCCAGAGCUAUCCGAGCCCCCAGGGCACUGCCACUGCGUGCUCGUGUCCCUGCCGCUCUCUCAAUUGGUUCUCGCUUUGUGACAACCGAUGCCGCCUCUGCAUCCCUGAGCCAAAAUGUUCCGCAAUCCGACGAUGAGCCAUUCCAGGUUAACCUGAGCGACGAGAGCUUCGAGACAUACGAGCUGGAUCCCCCCCCUUACACCAUUGAGGUGACCAAGAACGAGCUCAAGCAGAUGUACUCCGACAUGGUCACUGUCAGACAGAUGGAGAUGGCGGCCGAUCGUUUGUACAAGGAGAAGAAGAUCCGAGGUUUCUGCCACUUGUCAACUGGACAGGAGGCUGUUGCCGUCGGUAUUGAGCAUGCCAUCACCAAGGAGGACGAUGUCAUCACUUCCUACCGAUGCCACGGUUUCGCCUUGAUGCGUGGAGGUACCAUCCGAUCCAUCAUUGGUGAGCUCCUCGGCCGUCGUGAGGGUAUUGCCUACGGCAAGGGUGGUUCCAUGCACAUGUUCGCCAAGGGAUUCUAUGGCGGCAAUGGUAUUGUCGGUGCCCAGGUCCCUGUCGGUGCUGGUCUUGCUUUCGCCCACAAGUACAACGGCAACAAGAACGCCAGUAUCAUCCUGUACGGUGACGGUGCUAGCAACCAGGGCCAGGUCUUCGAGGCUUUCAACAUGGCUAAGCUCUGGGGACUUCCCGCCCUCUUUGGCUGCGAGAACAACAAGUACGGUAUGGGUACAUCCGCUGCUCGUUCCUCAGCUCUCACCGAGUACUACAAGCGUGGACAGUACAUUCCUGGUCUUAAGAUCAAUGGUAUGGACGUUCUUGCUGUCAAGGCUGCUGUCAAGUAUGGUAAGGAGUGGACCGCCGCCGACAAGGGUCCUCUUGUCCUUGAGUACGUAACCUACCGCUACGGUGGUCACUCCAUGUCUGACCCCGGUACCACCUACCGUACCCGUGAGGAGAUUCAGCGCAUGCGUUCCACCAACGAUCCUAUUGCUGGACUGAAGCAGAAGAUCCUUGACUGGCAAGUCACCACUGAGGACGAGCUCAAGAAGCUGGACAAGGAGGCCCGCAACCACGUUGCGGAGGAGGUUGCCGCAGCUGAGGCCAUGGCCUUCCCCGAGGCCAAGUCUUCCAUCCUGUUCGAGGACAUCUACGUCAGAGGCAGCGAGCCCCUUUCCAUCCGUGGCCGCACCACUGAUGAGGACUACUUCUUCAACUAG